This is a messenger RNA of Carica papaya (papaya), 1567 nucleotides long. The record is from RefSeq and is a predicted model, not a curated record. Lineage: Eukaryota; Viridiplantae; Streptophyta; Magnoliopsida; Brassicales; Caricaceae.
CAAAUGCCCACGGAAACAACCCACCAAUUCAUAACGGCCUUAAGCCAAUUCUAACCACCAUUUUUAAAACAGAAAAAGGAAAAAGGAGAAAGGAGAGAUGUCAAGCAGAGCAUUACUACCUAUAAUUUCUUCAGUCUCUGCAUUGUCUCUCCUCACUCCACCAAACCUUCCUCGAUUUUCGUGUUGCCCUCCCAACCACAAGACAGACAGCAAGAAUCAGCUCUCUAGCAUCAGAUCGAGUGGGCUUUCUAGUUCUAAUAUUAUUGGGUUGAGGAGAAUGGAGAGUUUCAUAGCGCGAGCUUCGGCCCAACCAUUGAAGAACGCUGACGAGCUCAUCGACUCGGUCGAAACUUUCAUCUUCGAUUGCGAUGGAGUAAUAUGGAAAGGGGACAAAUUGAUAGAUGGAGUCCCAGAAACUCUUGACAUGCUACGGUCAAAGGGCAAGAGACUAGUUUUUGUUACCAACAACUCAACAAAGUCGAGGAAACAGUAUGGUAAAAAGUUCGAGACUCUUGGUCUGAGUGUCAGUGAGGAGGAGAUUUUUGCAUCCUCUUUUGCUGCUGCUGCAUAUUUGAAGUCCAUUGAUUUUCCAAAAGAUAAAAAGGUCUAUGUGAUAGGUGAGGAUGGCAUCUUAAAGGAGCUUGAGCUUGCAGGUUUUCAAUAUCUCGGUGGACCAGAUGAUGGUGCAAAGAAGAUUGAGCUUAAGCCUGGGUUUCUGAUGGAGCAUGAUAAAGAUGUUGGAGCUGUUGUGGUUGGAUUUGAUCGUUACUUCAACUACUACAAAAUCCAGAUUUUUUUUUUUAAUUCUGAUGGAAGGUAUGGAACCCUCUGUAUUCGUGAGAACCCUGGGUGUCUUUUCAUUGCUACGAAUCGAGAUGCUGUCACUCAUCUAACUGAUGCUCAGGAAUGGGCAGGAGGUGGCUCCAUGGUUGGUGCUAUUAGUGGAUCGACUCAGCGUGAGCCAUUGGUCGUGGGAAAACCCUCAACUUUUAUGAUGGACUACCUGGCGAACAACGAUGCAUGCUCAAAACAUCAUAUCAGACUUCUACACUUAACGGGCCCUUCAAUAGAUUCUUUGACGGUUGAUUUUGUUCCAACAGCCACAUCUACUCGUCUUAGACGCAGUACUCGUGUUCAUAAACCACCAGAUAGAUUUGGGAUCCUAAAGUCCCAGAUAUGCAUGGUUGGGGACAGAUUGGAUACUGAUAUUUUGUUUGGACAAAAUGGCGGGUGUAAAACUCUGCUAGUUCUCUCAGGUGUAACCUCUUUAUCAAUGCUUCAAAGUCCCACUAACACCAUACAACCAGAUCUUUAUACCAACAAGAUUUCUGAUUUUCUUUCCCUGAAGGUCGCUACAAUAUGACUGAGUAAGCAUCCAGCAAUAGUUAUCUUAUGAUUUACUACUUUAGUAUACAUUAAUGGUUGUAAGAUCGGAAGACUUAAAGCAACUAAAUUUGCUAUUUCUCCAUAACCAACUAGAGAUCAUUCUUUUUCCCCCUUCGUUGUAUACCAUAAGGCAUGUGCUGCUGUAUUUACAAUUCUUAUGUCCCAAAUGGUUUUUAUACUA